AUGGCUCACUAUCCACAGCCGCCCGAGAAGAUCCAGAUCAUCGUCGACAAGGAGCGCUUCCUCAACACGCGUAAUGCGGUAUGUAUCAAAGCUUCAUCGCAGGAGCCAAACAACGCGCCCGACGCGUGCUGUGUCGGCCCGGACGACGACCCGAAAAUCCAUCGCAUCACCGCCUCGACGCCUGCUGACUCCCUUCCAGCUCACCAACGCCUUCGUCGGCCUCAGCGGCGCCAUCGAUGAGGCGGUCAAGGCCUACGUGAACCACACCAAUGCCGUGCUCGACGGCGUCGGGGGUAGUACCCUCGACGUGAGCGGUCUGAUCCAGCCGUUCAAUGCCAUCGGCCAGGCUCAGGGUGUCGCACAGCUUGCCCAACAAGCCAUCUUCCAAAACGGCAAUGGCGUCUGGAGUAUGUCAAGUCCUGCGCGUUUCACAACCGAGCACCCUCUCCCACUCAUUGUCGCACGAGACAUGACCCAUAUACUGACUUUGAUUACACAGCCACUCCCACCAACCCACAGCUCAAUCCAGAUGGCACCAAGAAGAAGCGCCAGUACAAACCUCGCGACCCGAAUGCCCCCAAGCGCCCACUCACCGCCUACUUCCGGUACCUUCAAGAGCAGCGUCCGAUAAUAUCGGUCGAGCUUCAGAACAACCCGGAACUCCAAGGUGGAAAGGCCGGCGAUAUUAGCAAGAUUGCUACUGAGCGAUGGAACAGCUUGGACGACAAGACACGCCUGCCGUAUCGCAAGGCCUACGAGAGGGAACUGAAGGGCUACGAGGAGGCUGUCAAGAAGUACAAGCAGGAGACUGGCCAGUUGGCUGGCGACGACGAGGACGCUGAUGCAGAUGCUGCUGCGGAGGAGGAUGACCAAGUUCUUGCGCCUGUGGCCCAGAUGCAGGCUCCCGUGACGGCAAAGGCAGAUGACACGGAUGACUCUGACGACAGCGACGACACUUCGUCAGAUGACGACGAGUCGGAAGAUGAGGCACCUCCACCAGCUCCUCAGGUACAGAAGAAGACGCCCAAACCCGCACCGAAGAAGACCAAAGCAGGCGCUGACCCAGUCGCUCCGACUCCGCAGUUCAGCAGCCUAAGCACGCCCAAUGCCGCCGCUCCGUCGAGCCCGACCCGCAAGCGCAAGGCAGAUGCUACUGAGGGUGACGAGAAGAAGAAGCGUGGUCGCAAGAGCAAGGCCGAGAAGGAAGCCGCUGAAAGCGCUGCCGCUGCUGCACAACUUCACAUCGAUCCUCAAUUGCAAAACCCUCAGCCAAUCCUAUCGUCUCAGCUAACUGACGGUACCGACAAGCCCAAGAAGGAGAAGAAGAAGAAGCGCAAGUCGGAGGCUGGAGCGGCUUGA
Lecanosticta acicola is the source of this 1359-nucleotide messenger RNA. The record is from the annotation of a GenBank genome assembly. Lineage: Eukaryota; Fungi; Ascomycota; Dothideomycetes; Mycosphaerellales; Mycosphaerellaceae.